GCUAAUUUGCAAGGAGCCCAACCGAAAUAAUUCGCGGGAAAAGAGAGAGAGAGAGAGGAGGAGGAGGAGGAGGAGAGAGAGAAAGUAGCGUUUUUUUUAAAAAAAGAGAGGAGGGGUAAAGAUGGCGCUCCGCCGCUUCCAGGUUGCUUCCAGACAACCCCGGCCACCCCAGGGCGCACGAGGGGUCUUCUGAACGGGGAGAUGCGCUCAGGAUACCCCGAUCGGGGCGCAGAGGAGUCAAGAGCGCCUCGCUUCUAAGGCUUCCUGUCCCCCCCCCCCGGGAUCUUUCCUCUCCCCCUGGCCAUGGAGCAGGGCUGGGGGCCGACCUGGUAGGAGCCCCCCUACCCUCGUCCGGGUCGGCAAAUAGAGAGACUCCGCGUUCUUGCCUGGGUGGGUAACUGUAUCGACCGCAUCUUUUCUCUCCUGGUUCUCUCUCUCCCCCACCCUGGAAACCUUUGACGCUGGAGACCCCACCUAGGGCUAAAAUGGAGCCCAGGAGCAUGGCGACCCCUGACCCUGGGCGCACUUAUGCAGCCCUCGGACACCUGCAGCAAUCGAUGGCAGACUGGAUAGCCCGAACUUGGGACAGCCGGCGGGAGCUGAUGGCUAAAUUGCCCGAAGGACAGUAUGUCUUGUGCCGUUGGACUGAUGGACUUUAUUAUCUUGGGAAGAUUAAGAGAGUGAGUGAUGCUAAGCAAAGUUGCCUGGUGACCUUUGAAGAUAAUUCCAAAUACUGGGUGCUUUGGAAGGACAUCCAGCACGCUGGUAUCCCCAGUGAACAGCCGGAAUGCAACAUCUGCCUGGAGAAGACAUCGGAGCCUCUGAAUGAGAUCUUGAUCUGUGGGAAGUGUGGAGUUGGUUAUCACCAGCAGUGCCACAUUCCUCGGGUGGGGAGCCUUGAAGAGUCCCUGGUGACCCCCUGGUUUUGUCGGAGAUGUAUUUUUGUACUCGCUGUGAGGAAAGGGGGUGCCUUGCGAAAGGGAGCCAUCGCCCGGACCCUGCAGAUGAUCAAAAUGGUCCUGUGCUACAAUCCGGAGCAGCUGGAAUGGGAUUCCUUGCACAGAACGAACCAGCAGCAGUGUUACUGCUACUGCGGUGGUCCCGGCGAAUGGUACCUGAAGAUGCUGCAGUGCGUUCACUGUCGCCAGUGGUUUCACGAAGCUUGCAUGCAGUGCCUGAACUUCCCCAUGCUCUUUGGAGAUCGGUUUUAUAUUUUCUACUGCACAUUGUGUAAUCAGGGACCUGAGUAUCUCAAACGCUUGCCUUUAAGAUGGGUGGACGUCGUGCACCUUGCCCUCUACAACCUGGGCGUGCAAAGCAAGAAGAAGUAUUUCAACUUUGAGGAAAUUUUGGCCUUUGUCAAUCACCGCUGGGACCACUUUCAGCUUGGCAAGUUGGCUGCAACUCCUGUGGCAGAACGAGGUCCUCUCCUUCUAGAUGCACUAAACAGCUACAAAAGCAGGUUCCUGUGUGGGAAGGAAAUCAAGAAAAAGAAAUGCAUCUUUCGCCUGCGGGUUCGAGUCCCGCCGUAUCCUCCCAGCAAAAUCCUGCCGGACAAGUUGGCAGGGCUGAGCGAGCCAAAGAAAAGGGGGAAAUGCAAACACGCCCACAAAAGCAGUUUGCAGCCUCACCAAUCCCAGCACGAACGGAGAAGGAAAAGGCCCAAAUUCCUCUUGGAGGAUGCUAUUCCAAGUGUCAGUUUGCAAAAAAGGAUGGGCUUGGAGGAAGGAAAAAAAAAAAGCUGUGGGGAAUUGCCUCCAAAUUCCUUGUGGGGCUGGGAGAGGAUUGUGGGUUUUCUUGAAAAUUAUUUUCCCCACUUGAGGAUGCUGGAUAACGGCUGUUUGUUUGUUUUCCCCCCUCUCUGUCUUGUUGCUUUCCUGCCACAGAGUGAUUUUGCCUCAGCUUGGAGCACCAACCAUCACCUGGCCUGCAUCUUUGAUUUCUCGCUGGAUGAAAUCCAGAGUCUAAAAAGCAUAAGCUCGGGUCUCUCCGACGUAGAUUCCACGGAUGCUGUCAGCACUUCGGGCUCAGCCUCAACGAGUCUGUCCUGUGAAUCAAGGACAAACGUCGGGAGCCGUAAACGCAAACUCUCCGCUAAACCAUAUGCGGCGCUCGACCCCACCAAGCAGAAAUCCUCCGAGCAUCUUCGCAGACUUGUCCCCGGCUGCUCCUUGGAUGGCAGUGACCGUGCCAGCAGUUCGGAUCGCCCGGACAACGCCAUUGACUGCCAGACUUUAGAGAGCUUGAGCGAAGAUGAUUUAUCCCUCUCUCAUCUCCAGUCCUCCAUCAGCAGCUACUUCGGAGCCACUGGCCGGCUAAUUUGCGGGGAGAAAUAUCAAGUCUUGGCUCGGAGGAUCAGCCCGGAGGGAAAAGUGGAGUAUCUCGUGGAGUGGGAGGGCAACACUCCCUACUGAUGGGUGUCGGGGUCCGGCACUUGAUGCCGUAAGAGAGGAACAGGGUGGGAAUGGGGGAGCCAACUACGAAAAACAGAUUUGUUCUUAACUGCCUUGUACAAAGUCUGUUUAAGAUCAGUUUUUUUCCCCAGAGGUUUCCUGUUGUAGACUCCUAAACGGGGCCCUUUGGGUUGGGCUAGGAAAGAUGGAAAGGGUGGCUUCACGGCCAAAUAUUGCUCAAUCUUAGCGCCGUUUGGGGCAAAAAAGGGGAGUGAAUUCCUGGGUCAGCCCCAUAGAAAUGACACCACCUGGACAAAGUUGGCCCCCAUCUAACGUGGCACUUAUUCCCCCCCCCCCGUGGUAAAGGAUAGCAAGAGGUCAUGCUUCUAUAAUUAUCAAGAGGGAUAGCCCUGCCUAGCAAAUGGGAUGAGCAGAGAGUUUGCAGGGAGGUGUUAAAGUAGAUGGCAGACAAGAUGGCAGGUGUACAAAAGCAUGUAAGGGCAGACUUUAGGGACCCUUCCAAGCUCCUGGGUGCGCCCCCAGAAUAACCUUUCCUAAGCUGGGUGGCAGUUCUAAUGUGACCGAAGGGAGAAAUUAACAAAUGCACUAGCGACACACAUCUGGAUUCUCUUGAACUUAAUUUGAAGUCAACAUUCAGUUGUGGAGUUUCCUCCCGUGUCCGUUUGGGCUGGAUGAUUUGUGGGUUUUUUUGGCUGGCGUGCACGAAAGCCUAACAUUUGGUCAUAACUUCACCCAGGAUGGUCUGGUUAAGAUAAAUGUCUCAAAAGGAGCCAGUUCCCAGCCGAGGAAAAGCACAAAACUGGCUGUUGCAUUUUACAUUGUCAAGGGUCCUUCUUUCACAAGUGCCUCUCUCUCUCUCUCUAUAUAUAUAAUACAUUAUAGUAUAUUUGCAGAGCAAUUCUGAAUCUAACUGUAUUUUCCUGCUCCUGUUUGCACAGUUUAGCUCGAGGCCCCUACAGACAAGACAGGGCUUCUAAAAUAUAUAUUCUUUCCCCCCUCGCCCCCCCCCCCGUCCCCCAGAAGGACUUAUUUGUAUUUUUAAAUAUUAUAAUAAUUAUUUUUGCAUUGGUUUGGACUGAUCUUGUAAAUGCUUCUAUGCACCUUCACAGUGUCAAGGCUGCUGCUUUUUUAAGAUAACUGACCUUUUUGUUUGUUCGUUCUGUUCAAAUGGCAACGAAUGUGUCAGGGGUACAACUAUUAAAAAAAAGAAUAUUGAGAUAACUUUGCCAUAGGUUUGUAUUGCUAGUGCUGCAUGAGAGCGUACAGCAGCUGCAGGAAUUACAAAAGGGUCUAUGCAGAAUGUUAAAAAAAAA
Messenger RNA from Crotalus tigris (Tiger rattlesnake), 3727 nucleotides. RefSeq names its product PHD finger protein 19 (gene PHF19). Gene Ontology annotation, biological process: regulation of DNA-templated transcription; chromatin organization. Gene Ontology annotation, molecular function: DNA binding; chromatin binding. Gene Ontology annotation, cellular component: nucleus. NCBI's taxonomy places the organism in Eukaryota, Metazoa, Chordata, Lepidosauria, Squamata, Viperidae. Bases 486 to 2414 code for a protein of 642 amino acids. The transcript has 15 exons. The record is from RefSeq and is a predicted model, not a curated record.